Messenger RNA from Candidula unifasciata, 768 nucleotides. The record is from the annotation of a GenBank genome assembly. Lineage: Eukaryota; Metazoa; Mollusca; Gastropoda; Stylommatophora; Geomitridae.
AUGGCCGACACAGAAAAUCAAUCUGAGGUUGACAACAAGCCGGCACCUGAACAAAAAGUAGAACAACAAAAGGAAAAAAAAGUUAUCGCGGCCCACGUUACAGGAACAGUAAAAUGGUUUAAUGUGAAAAGUGGAUAUGGAUUUAUCAAUCGCGAUGAUACAAAAGAAGACGUUUUUGUUCACCAGACGGCCAUAGUUAAAAACAACCCAAGAAAAUAUCUGCGAAGUGUUGGAGAUGGUGAAAAAGUUGAAUUUGAUGUCGUAGAAGGAGAGAAGGGAAAUGAGGCUGCCAACGUUACAGGCCCUGAUGGUUCACAUGUCCAAGGUAGUAAAUAUGCUGCUGACCGUCGCAGGUUCAACCGGGGUGGGUGGUACCCUCGUUACCGUGGAAGCGGGCGAGGAGGUAGACCACGACAGGAUUUCCAAGAAGACGAGGGACCCAUAGAUUAUCCUUCCCCAAGAGGCAGGGGCAGAGGUCGACCAUUUUUCCAGAACAGAAGAUAUUUUGGAGUCCCACAUCUUGGUGGUGGUGGAGGAAGACCAUUCUUGGAGGGUCAGGGAGAGUACCAGCUACAGCGUGACCAGGGAUACCGUGGCCGCAGACCUUUCUACCGUAGAUACUACGGGCCUCCAGCAUUCCGUGGCGGUUAUUAUGAUGGCUACUACGGAUACCAAGGUGGGCCAUCCAGAGGAGGACCUCGCCAACGGGGCCGUGGGCGUGGUGGCUACCGCCAGAGUAAACCAAUGUAUAACGAGGGCACCCAGUGA